AUGAUAGCUUUGUUCGUCCUCAGUCUCGCCCUGUUACCAUUGCUCAGUGGAGCAUAUCAAGUCGACCCUCCGACCACCACAUCGCCAGAUACCAUCGUGGACUGCACGUGGUGGCAUGUGGCCGUAGCGAACGACACCUGCGCCAGUAUAAGUACAGAUUGGUAUAUCACGGAGGCGCAACUGACAACAUACAACCCAAGUUUAGUUGAUGGCUGCAAACUCAUACUGGGGAAUUCAUACUGUAUCGAACAGAACUGGGGUAUACCUCCAACACCAUCUCCGACCAGUAGCUUCGUAACGAGCACUAGCCAAACACCUACUCCUACUCCGACGACACUUCUGGAGAUUUGCGAGGCUGAAGCUGCCAUGAAGUACACAUUCACCCUCGCCAUUGCGGCAGUGAUUCUCGACACCAGUGUCGCAUCGCCGCUCAAUGUAGAGGCUCGACAGCAAGGUAGCGGAGCAGGCCCCUAUGCUCCCGGCACGUACAAAACCGACAACUCCCUUCAAGGCCACACAAUCUACUACCCAACCAAAAACACGGGUUCGGAGAAACUCCCCGUACUCGUCUGGGGCAACGGCGCGUGCAGUACUGACGGCCGGUCGAACUCCGCUCUUUUGCAGAACAUUGCAAGCUACGGCUUCUUGGCCAUCGCUGAGGGCGGUCCCAAUGGCGGAGGUAGUUCCAAUGCGCAGACCAUGAAACAGGCUAUUGAUUGGGUGACCAACAACGCUGGCAAGGGAGCGUAUGCUAAUGUCGACGCGAGCAAAAUCAUGGCUGCGGGCUUUUCAUGCGGUGGUGUUGAGGCCAUCGACAAUAUCUGGGAUAGCCGUGUGGACACCAUUGGGGUAAUCAGUUCAGGCUUGCUGUCAAACACCAGCGCGGCCAGGGACUGGAGGAAGCCGGUGCUUUUUGUACUGGGCGGCUCGGGCGAUAUCGCGUUCCAGAAUGGUGAGCGCGACUUCAAGAAUCUUGCAGCUGGUGUUCCCUCUUGGAAGGGUAACAUUCCAGUUGGUCAUGGUGGUACACUUGGCGAUGCGGAUGGUGGGCGUUUCGGCAAAGCUAUUCUCAAUUGGAUGUUGUGGACCAUGAAGGGGAACGCUCAAGCGGCAUCUUACUUCACCAGCGGCUACCAGGCUGAUGGGUAUCAAGUUCAGACUCACGAUUUGAACCUGCUCAAGCCAUUUUGA
This is a messenger RNA of Alternaria atra, 1191 nucleotides long. RefSeq lists its product as uncharacterized. Lineage: Eukaryota; Fungi; Ascomycota; Dothideomycetes; Pleosporales; Pleosporaceae. The record is from RefSeq and is a predicted model, not a curated record. Bases 1 to 1191 code for a protein of 396 amino acids. The transcript has 4 exons.